Molecule: messenger RNA, 4685 nt
Organism: Acaromyces ingoldii
Lineage: Eukaryota; Fungi; Basidiomycota; Exobasidiomycetes; Exobasidiales; Cryptobasidiaceae
Exons: 2
Coding region: 433-4542 (1369 amino acids)
Biological process (GO): phospholipid biosynthetic process
Molecular function (GO): phosphatidylserine decarboxylase activity; calcium ion binding
Source: RefSeq, a predicted model, not a curated record
CAGAUUUCAGCCCGACCAAGCCACCCAGCCAGUCUAAGUCUGCCUGCCUGAUCUUACCGUGUGGACCUGGCUGAAACAACGCUCGUGCAGCACCUUCGCUGGCGACCUUUGCUUCAAAGGGGACCUUCGAGCUGCUCCUUUCUGUUCUGCCACCACAAAGACGGAAGGAAGCUCUUGUUGUCCGUGCAGAGCCCGAGGCCAAGCCACCAGAGAAGGGCAAGCACGUGAGAGCGGGGUACUCUCCAGGAAGGAAGAUCCGACGCGGGGAGGGCCUCACCAACCAACGACACAGCAUAGAGAUCCCGAAAGGGCACUUCGCCUGCUGCGAAAAAAAAGGGCUUGAAAAUCGCCCUCGAGCAUCGCCUCUUGGAGGGAGACAUCACUCCCUUCUCUUGGUCGAGGAAGGACGGCGACACGUGCACGCGACACAGCAUGCCAUCCUGGCAAGGCCUCAAGGGACACCGGGCAGCCAAGCCCUCUGCUUCGCCAGACACUGGUCACGGCGACCAGCAUGCCGACACUGGCAGCGUAAGUCGAGCCGAGUCGAGGCAGGGCUCCGCUUCUCCUCCUGCCGUUGGCACACCACCUCAUGACGUCGUUGGCCGCCUUCGAGUCCAGAUCUUGGGCGCCAGUGGGCUGGCAAGCAAGGACCGAAACGGCAAGUCGGAUCCAUUCAUCGAUGUCAACCUUCCUGGUGCACCACCAUUGUCAGUCACAGGAGGUAGCAGCGGCGGUACUGGCCAGCGCAAGAGAGACAAGGACUUUUACCGCCGCACGACGCCGGUGCAGCCCAAGACGCUAGAGCCGACGUGGAAAGAGACCGAGGCGACGUUCGAGUGGGACGUGACGCCCCAGUGGUACGGUGUCACAGGAAGCCAGCCACGCACGCCAGAUAUCGGACUGUCAGAGUCGGUGCCGACGUCCGAGUCCGAGAUGGAGCCAGAGGGUGCCGAUGCCGACGAGGAAGACGAGAGCGAGGGCGAAGAUGAGGAGAACCAGACAGCCGUCCUGCAACCGGUGGAGGACCAGUCGGCUCUCAAGACGCCCAAGAUCCUUGUCGGCACAAAGCACGCCGAAGUCGAAGACGAAGACGACCACAAGCUGGUCCUCGGCGAACAAGUGGACGUCCCGAGCAAGAGCAGCAGCCACCUUGCUGCAGAAACAACUCCGCAGCGUCCUUCUAAUGUGCGCAAGCUCUCUGGUGCAGCCGGCAGAAUACUUGCUGCGCCGGUGCGCAUGACCUACAAGGGCACCGUGGCAACGACUAGAGUCGUCCGCAAGCGCGGUCGGCCACGCCCGAUGCGCCUUCGCAAAGAUGCCAGCCAGAACCAGCAUCGCAUCCCCGCUGGGAGCGCGCUUCUCAAUGCGCAUGGCCACCUGCACUCGUGUGUUGGCAGCAUCGAAUUCGUCGUCUGGGACAAGGACAAGUGGAGCGGCAACGACUACAUGGGCGAAUGCAGCCUCGAAGUCUCGCAGUGGUUCCAGGAGGGGAAGAGUGCAGCGUGGUCGACCAGCGAGCCCCUCGAGCUCCCGCUUGUUUCCACUCGUCGCAGCGCAAAGGUCAGUGGGAACAUACGUGUUCGCGUGGGCUUUGUAGACGACGAGGGCUCCUCGAAGGCCUGGCCGAGCGUGGACGAGCUCUACUCCCGCCUGCUGGCUUCUACGCGGCGUGUCGAGGGUGCUGGAAUCCGUUCGGUGCCUGCCAGCGAGUCGGUUGGUACCACGGGCCUGGCCGAAGCCUACGUCGAUGACGGCCUGAGCAGCGGGUCUGAGUCGGAAGCACGCGAAGAGCUCUUGACCGACGAAGAAGACGAUGACGACGACGCCUCGAUUGCCAGCUUUGAAGACGGCUUGACAACGACAGACGCUGAAGACUAUUCGGACUCGGGCGCUGAGUAUCUUGGCCAUGCCCGGCCGAGCCCAAGCCCACCUUUGGGUUCGACGUCGGACUUGAAAGAGGCAGCUGCUGCAGCCUCGACGACACCGCGCAGAAGCGUGCUACCUCGACGCCUGCGCAGGGAGCGAGGCGGUGACCAAAGCGGGUCGGCGAGCGACCUGGGCGAGAUGGAGCAGAAACAGAGGCGAUUCAGAAAGAAGAGCGAGCCACGCCGACGACGUCGCUUGCCGUCAAAGAAGGAUGCCCAGGUCGCUGAAGAAGGAGACGAGGAAGGUCGACGAAGGCGAAAGCAGGCUCGAAAGCGUCGUCGUCAAGAUCAAGACUUUGCCUUCAAGAGCGAGAUGGGCCUCGACAUCAUCGGCAUCGUCCAGCUGGAAGUCAAAGGAGCUCAGGACCUGCCUCGUUGGAGAAACAGCCUGGGAACAUCGUUUGACAUGGAUCCGUUCGUCAUUGUUUCGUUUGGCCAGAAGAUCUUUCGGACUCGCGUUGCCCGUCAUACGCUCAACCCGACGUGGGACGAAAAGCUGUUGUUCCACGUCCGUCGCCAUGAGGAGAACUUCGUCACGAAGCUGGCCAUCUACGACUGGGACAAGCUCAGCUCAAACGACUUUGUCGGUGCAACUUCGAUCUCCAUCGACGCUCUCAUCAAAACUGCACCCACCCCGGAUCCAGAGACGGGUCUAUAUGCGGCCAGCGACGACGGCAUGCACGACAUGAUCACCUAUGCCCUCCCGCUUCAAAGGGACGAAAAGUCAGAGGAUGGAAAGACAUUGGGCAAGCAUUCGCCGAUCCUCAGUGUCGAGGCCAAGUUCACACCUUACGACUCCUUGCGCCAGCGCUUCUGGCGGCAGCUUCUGAUGCAGUACGACACGAAUGACAGUGGCACGCUGAGCAGCCUCGAGCUGGCCACCAUGCUCGAUAGCCUCGGAAGCACACUCUCUGCGCAUACGAUCGGCAGCUGGUUUGGCCACUUCAACAAGAAGCCGGACGAACAGGAGCUAAGCAUUGACGAGUGUAUCUAUUCCCUCGAAUGGGAGAUCAAAAAGCCAUGGAGCGAGAAGCGCUACGUGGCAGAAGCUCCUCUGGACCUGCCAUACACGCCUGCCGGCAGCGGCACUCAGACGCCUGCGACGAGCGAUGUGGCCUCGGGCUCGAUUGCGAUGGAUUACUCUGGUCCUGCUGCGCCGUCUGCCGGCCACGAAAAAGAGCUGGCUGACAAGAAAAUUCCUGUACCCAUGACUGUUGUCGAGGACCUCACCACUGGACAGCACACCAGCGAAGCUAGUGUCAAGCCUCUUGGGACGACGAGUGGCGCCAGAACUCCCGGUGUCAUCGAGCGAGACAUGUCCGCACUAUCGCUGGGCACGACAACUUCAGCGUCAACAACAGAUUCAUCGGCUUCGCCUAGCCAUUCGGUCAAACCGGGUGCAGAUCGAGCACGGUCGCAGUCGGCGACCUCAGACGCAGCUUCGUCCUCUGGUGCGGGCGAGCGCCAGGUCGAGAGGGUCAUUGUGCUCAAAUCGUGCCCGCUGUGUCACAUGCCUCGACUGUCAAAGAAGGCAGAGGUGGACAUCGUGACGCACCUUGCCGUGUGCGCUUCGCAGGACUGGCGCCGCGUCGACUCGAUGGUCGUCGGCAACUUCGUCACGGCUUCGCAAGCCCAUCGCAAGUGGUACACCAAAGUAUUCACCAAGAUCUCGCAGGGUCAGUACCAGCUGGGCGCCAACAGCGCCAACAUCAUUGUCCAGGAUCGCAUCUCGGGCGAGCUCCUCGAGGAGAAGAUGCAGGUCUACGUCCGGCUGGGCAUCCGCUUGUUGUAUAAGGGCGCCAGGUCACGCAUGGAGGGCGCCAGGAUCCGGCGGAUGCUCAAGAACAUGAGCGUCAAGCAGGGUCAAAAGUACGACUCGCCGUUGAGUGCCAGAGAAAUUCCUCAGUUCAUCGCCUUCCACAACUUGAAUGUCGACGAGAUCAGGGACCCGCUCGACAGCUUCAAGACGUUCAAUCAGUUCUUCUAUCGAAAGCUCAAGGAAGGCGUCCGGCCUGUCGCGGACCCAGAAGACCCAACGACGCUGGUGUCGAGCGCAGACUGCAGGUUGAUGGCCUUUGCCAGCACCGACGAGGCCACCAAAGUCUGGAUCAAAGGCCGGGAAUUCACGGUCGAGCGUCUGCUCGGAGACAAAUUCAAGGGCAAAGUCGAAAAGCUGCACGGCGGCGGGCUCAUCAUUUUCCGACUGGCUCCUCAGGACUACCACCGCUUCCACGUCCCUGCCGAUGCGACGGUGGGCGACAUUACAUUCAUCGAGGGGCAGUACUACACGGUGAAUCCCAUGGCGAUCCGAAGCACUAUUGACGUGUAUGGCGAAAAUGUACGGUGCGUGGUGCCGUUCCACAGCGAGGAGUUUGGCACGUUCUACUGCAUCUGUAUUGGCGCCAUGAUGGUCGGCUCCAUCAAUCUGACCGUCAAGACUGGCGACCGGGUCAAGCGCGGCGACGAGUUUGGCUACUAUGCCUUUGGGGGCAGCACAAACGUCUGCGUCUUUGAAAAGGGCAUCGUGCAGUUUGACGAGGAUCUCCUGGCCAACUCGAGGGCGGCUACGGAGACGCUUGUCCGAGUCGGCAUGCGCAUCGGAAAGAGGGCCGCCUAGACGAUGCAGCCCUGCCCUUUUUCUUUCUCCUCUCUUUCUCUCUCCAUUCUUCCCCUUUCUCCCUCCUUUUCCCCUCGCGUCCUAAUGUCAAGUUAAUUUCACACAUGUUCAUGGUAAUGCAUCAGGGUAGGCUUCCUCACGAC